AUGACGUGCCUAUGUUUUUUACCUUAUGUUUUUUUCUUGUUAAUAGAUGAAAGAUGGUUGUGCCCGAAAUGUGGCCGCAACUACAAACGCAAAGCCCAUUUAAGUUUUCACUUGGCCAAAGAGUGUGGGGUUGGCCCACAAUAUAAUUGCUCGAAAUGUUUCAAAUUUUUCAAGCGUAGUAGUCAUUUGAAGAGUCACCAACUAUCGUGCGGUGAUGUUUCACCAAAAUUUCAAUGUGACAUUUGUAAAAAGAAAUUCACACGCAAGGACAACAUGAAAACUCACAAAAACACUAUACAUAGACUUUCCGAUCCUAAUAUACCAAAUGAAGUCUAUGCGUUUUAUAGCGAAUGGCAAAUUGGGGAUUCAGAUUAA
This is a messenger RNA of Macrosiphum euphorbiae (potato aphid), 375 nucleotides long. Lineage: Eukaryota; Metazoa; Arthropoda; Insecta; Hemiptera; Aphididae. The record is from the annotation of a GenBank genome assembly.